Messenger RNA from Cantharellus anzutake, 1346 nucleotides. RefSeq lists its product as uncharacterized. The coding region runs from base 335 to 1213 and encodes 292 amino acids. The record is from RefSeq and is a predicted model, not a curated record. Lineage: Eukaryota; Fungi; Basidiomycota; Agaricomycetes; Cantharellales; Hydnaceae. The transcript has a single exon.
GAUAUUCAACUUAUGCGUCUUUUCAACCUGAUACUAAUCAAAGUACGCGAAUUUGGCUUCGAUCAGCAGUACCUCCACGAUAUACACUAUGCCAAGCGUCCCCAACGCGAGUGGCGAUCCAAAUUGGGCCAAUCAUCUUCCUCCAGAUGUCUCGGCGUUGAAGUUCAGACAACGGCGAACGGGAAGCUCAAAUUCGGGUUUUCAAAUGCACUCGUAAUCAUCGAUGUAAACCCCAGCCUUGUUCCUUCCCCCUCUUCCAACGCAAGUUCAUGGCGACCCCCCGAUAAUCGAGCCCCGCCUUCGUCUUCGCCUUACCGUUCUCCCGAGCCACGACAUGAUCACUCUCCAGGAGGAACCAAACCGACAUCGCGAGUCGCCACCUGAUACGUCCAUUGGGUCCAGUCGACAUGGGAAACGACAAAAGCCCAAGCUCAUUCCCGAAAAACGGUCGCCUCCAACCCCCGAUCCUUCUUCGCUCAUGCAGUACGCUCUUCGUACCUUAUCAGCAAUUGGAAAUCGACGCCAUGUUUCGGGGAUUCAUGUCGACGGGAACAUGUUUCAGCUUUGGUAUUUCGAUCGUGCCGGUUCAAUCUGUUCGAGUAAGAUUAGCAUCAAGGACGAUGCAGAGCUAUUCGUUGCCUCCAUUGUGUUGUUCUCGCUUGCCAGUAAAGAGCGUCUCGGUUACGAGUCUUUCCUCGGAGCGCCUGCUGGCGUGCGGCGGCGGUCGUGGCUCACCAUCCAGAAUCACGAGGUCCAAGUGGAAGGUCAUCGUCUCAGGUUAUUAGGAACCAUUCAUUCUGCUGCAUCAUUGUAUGGGCGAGGAACGGUUGUGUAUGAAGCUGAGCCGAUGUCAGGGUUGAUGGACCCACCCAGCCGGGUGGUUGUCAAGUGCUCCUGGCAGCCUGUAUCGAAGCAUUCGGAAGAUGAGCUUUAUCGCCUAGCCAGUCAACGAGGGGUGAAGGGUUUGGUGACUCUUCACGCCUCAUGUACAGCUUCCUCACUGUCCGAGGGCGUACGCGGUGAUCUCUGUGGAAUUCAGUUCUAUCAGGACCGCGAGUUGCGAGUACAGGUAUUGAGUCCAUUCUGUAUACCACUUUAUACGGUAAAGGAUUCGGAUGCGUUCCGAGCGGCCUUCAUCUCAUUAGUGGAAGGUUCAUGCUCUCUUAUGCCAUCCUUCACCCGCAAGCUUACGAUCUCAUCUAGCACACCAUGAACUCUACGAAAAGGCCGGCAUAUUGCAUCGCGACAUAAGUUUCAACAAUCUGAUGGUUGACUUUAGCGACCAAACCAGAGGGAUCCUCAUCGACCUCGACAUGGCAGUACGGGAUCGAAAUCCCGAUACCGGA